Messenger RNA from Candida albicans SC5314, 1719 nucleotides. Its product is annotated as glucose-induced degradation complex subunit. Gene Ontology annotation, cellular component: GID complex; nucleus; cytoplasm. The transcript has a single exon. Gene Ontology annotation, molecular function: ubiquitin protein ligase activity. The coding region runs from base 1 to 1719 and encodes 572 amino acids. Gene Ontology annotation, biological process: proteasome-mediated ubiquitin-dependent protein catabolic process. NCBI's taxonomy places the organism in Eukaryota, Fungi, Ascomycota, Pichiomycetes, Serinales, Debaryomycetaceae. The record is from RefSeq and is a predicted model, not a curated record.
AUGACAGAACCAACGUUAAAUUUCCAUAUACAAACCCAUCAAAAUCAAUUCAAAAUCCCUCAUGAAUUGAUUAAAAAGAAUUUCAAACUCAUACAAAAACUAAUUGAAAAGCAAAGGAAACAAUUGAUUGAUGAUAUUAGUAAGAUCAAAAAAUGUAAAACCACAUCACCUAGUUUUAAAUUAGAAUUGAUUCAAAAAUUAAUUAAGAAUUUUGAAAGUUUUAUGAAAAAACUUCAGAAUUUUAUAAAUAAAGAUGAAGAAUUCCGAUCAAGAUUAAUUGCCAGAUUGGAGAAUUUAACCGAAUUACAACAAUAUGUGAUAACCAAUAAUGAUAAUCAAGAAGGACAAAAUCAUGAAGAAAGUACAGAGAAUAACAACAACAACAGAAACAACAACAACAAUAGUACUACCACUGAUGAUGAUAAGUUAUUGGAUUUCCAUAAUCCGAAUUUAAUAAAUUGGUAUCGUGAUCAAACUAAUUUACUUAUAGUUGAUUACUUGAUUAAAUCAAACACAAGAACUAGAUUUGAAGAUAACGGAGAAGAUAACCCAGGAAAUAUUGGAUUAUUAUUGCUCAAAAAUUUAACUAAAACAAAUCCUAAAUUAUUAAAAUUGAUUGAUUAUGAUUUAUUAGAAAAUUUCAAUAAAGUAUUUGUAUCUAUAAUUAAUAAUCAUGAUUUAUCUUUAAUUGUUGGUUGGUUUAAUGAAAAUAAAAAUUUAUUAAAUAAAAUCAAUUCCAAUUUAGAAUUUGAAAUUAAUUAUUGUAAAUUCUUAACAUUAAUUGAAAAAGGUGAUAUCAAUGAAGCAAUUAAUUAUUCACGAGAGAAUUUAUCUGGGUAUGGAAAUAAAGAAAAUUAUCAACAAACCAAUAAUAAUAAUAACAAUACUUUUAGUAAUGGUGAUACAACCAGUACCAAUCAUUUAACCAAUUUGGAAAGAUUAAAAGGGUUAGGAGGAUUAUUAGUAUUCAGAUCAAUGGAAAACAAUAACAAAAACAAUAAUGAUUUAAAUUCAAAUGAUACUCCAUUGUCAAGUAAAUUGAUGCUUAAUUCAACUCCAUUUAAGGAGUAUCAAAAAUUAUUAUCAAAUGAAAGAUGGGAAAGUUUAGCCCAAUGUUUUAUUGAAAAUUUUACUAAACUAUAUGGAAUAAGUAAAAAUUUCCCCAUUUAUAUUUAUCUUUCUGCUGGGUUAUCAAGUUUAAAAACAAAAUCAUGUUAUCAUAAUGUUGAAAACACCAUUUUCAAACAUUCUACUGGUAAUGGUAUAGAUUACGACAACGGCAAUGACGACUACGAUGAUGACGAUGACGAUGACGAUGAAGGAGGAGUUAUAGAUAGCAAUUUGUCAUUUAUAUCAGCCGAAACAACAACCAACACUAACACCACUAGUAAUUCUGGUAAACUGUUAUUGAAUGAUCCAAAAUAUCGUGGCCCAAAUCAUUAUUAUAAACUUUUGAAUAAAAUAAAUAAUUGUCCAAUUUGUUCACCUGAAUUAUUCAAAUUAAGUCAAAAUUUGCCUUAUGCACAAUUGAUUACUAGUAUAUUCAACAAUCCAUUUAAAUUACCUAAUGGUAACAUAUACCCAUUUGAUAAAUUAUUGGCUCCAACAGAUAAAUAUUUAUCGGAAAAGAAUACUUUAUUAAGAGCAAAUAAAGUUAAAGAUCCUUUAACAAGAGAAAUAUUUACAAUAGAUAGUUGUAUAAGAGUUUUCCCAGCCUAA